UCCUAAAUGAGCCACCUGUAAAACAAAACAAUACAGAGGCGGCAACAAUUUCAGCGUAAUAUUUCUUUCCUUAAAUUUUACUCCGUUGCAAGCCGUUUAAAUAAGCGGUUAUUAAAUUGAUGAUACGAAAGGUAAGUACACAGAACAAAAAGAGAAAGGGUGCAAUGAGUUUAACACAAAGACUCAGACCCAAAUCACUUUAUUGUAGGACACUUGUACAAUGUCAGAGCCAGACCAGAUGUUCCUAUCAGUCAAUGCCUUUAAUUUCGAGUAGUAAUGAUGUAUCAAUCAGGUUCUCAAAUAAUUUAAAUUGUUUUCCUGGCGCGGACAACGUGUUUGAUGAAUUGUCUCAAAGAGAUAUUUCUGAAACUAAUCGAGUGCUUUUUGGGUACUCGAGAGAUAAUAUGAACUUGGAGGCGAUCAAAUAUUUUGUGGGUAUUCGUAGAUUGGGUUCACCUGUUGAUGGGUGUAGCCUUUCUUGUGUUUUAAAGGUUUGUGGGGUCUUGUUUGAUCAGAUUCUUGGUAAACAAGUACAUUGUCAUUGUGUUAAAUCUGGGUUUUUGGAGGAUGUGAGUGUUGGAACAUCGCUUAUUGAUAUGUACAUGAAGUCUGAGAAUGUUGCUGAGGGGAAACAAGUAUUUAAAGAGAUGCCUGAGAGAAAUGUAGUAUCUUGGACUUCGUUGCUUUCAGGUUCAAGUUGGAAUGGGUUGUUUGAUGAGGCGGUAGAUAUUUUCUUUCAAAUGCAACAUGCAGGAAUUAAUCCUAAUUCCUUCACUUUUGCUGCUGUGCUUGGAGCAUUGGCGAACAAUGGUUUGGUAGAGAAAGGAAUUCGAGUGCAUGCAAUGGUUAUUAAAAGUGGGUUUGAAUUGGCUACUUUUGUAUGUAAUUCCUUGAUGAAUAUGUAUUUUAAGUCUGGUUUAAUAAAUGAUGCUAAGGCUGUGUUUAAUGGUAUCAGGAACAGGACUGUGGUUUCGUGGAACUGCAUGAUAGCUGGUUUUGUGACAAAUGGGCUUGAUGUGGAAGCUCUUGAGCUUUUUAAUAGGAUGAGGGUUGCAGGAAUAGAUCUGACUCAGUCGAUUUUUGUUACAGUCAUAAAAUUGUGCUCUGACCUUCAUGAACUUGGUUAUGCAAGACAAGUCCAUUCCUUAGUUAUUAAAAGUGGGUUUGGACUGGAUCCAAAUAUUAUUACAUCACUUAUGGUAAACUACACAAAGUGUGGUGAAAUGAAUGAUGCCUUCGAGAUAUUCAGUACAACGCCGGGUGUUCAUAAUGUUGUGUCAUGGACAGCCAUCAUUAAUGGGUACUUGAAGAAUGGUGAGGUAAAGCAAGCUGCAGAAUUGUUUUGUCAAAUGAACAGAGAAGCUGUAAGGCCAAACGAUUUUACUUAUUCUACUAUUCUUACAGCUCACCCUACUAUUUCUUUAUUUCAAGUACAUGCCCCAGUCAUCAAAUCUAAUUACGAGAGGACGGCAUCAGUAGGAACUGCUCUCUUAGAUGCUUAUGUCAAAAUUGGACACAUUAACGAUGCUGAAAGAGUGUUUGAUCUAGUCGAGGAGAAGGAUAUUGUUGCAUGGUCUGCAAUGUUAGGUGGGUAUGCCCAAGUAGGAGACAGCAUUGGAGCUAUAAGACUCUUCUGCCAAUUGGCAAAGGAACGGAUUAAUCCAAAUGAGUAUACAUUUUCUAGUGUCAUUAAUUCAUGUUGUAAUCCUAUGGCGACAGUGGAGCAAGGGAAACAGCUACAUGCAAGGUCAAUAAAAUCAGGACAUCAUAAUGCUUUGUGUGUAAGUAGUGCCCUUGUUACCAUGUAUGCGAAGAGGGGUAAUAUCGAGAGUGCUAAUGAAAUUUUCAAAAGGCAAAAGGAGAGGGAUCUAGUUUCAUGGAAUUCAAUGAUCUCGGGAUAUUCACAGCACGGUUAUGGAACAAUGGCACUUGAGAUUUUUGAGGAAAUGCAAACUCACAAUUUGCAAUUGGAUGAUGUAACGUUUAUUGGAGUGCUUACUGCUUGUACUCAUGUUGGACUUGUGGAGAAAGGUCAAAGAUACUUUGAUAUGAUGGUAAAAGACCAUCAUAUAGAUCCUACUAUGGAGCAUUACUCCUGCAUGGUUGAUCUUUACAGCCGAGCUGGAUUACUAGAAAAAGCCAUGUCUAUCAUUGAAGGGAUGCCCUUUCCUGCUGGUGCAACUAUUUGGCGUACACUUCUUGGAGCUUGCCGUGUUCAUCGAAAUUUGGAGAUAGGGAAACGUGCAGGAGAAGAGCUCAUGUCUCUUGAUCCUCAACACUCUGCUGCGUAUGUGUUAUUAUCUAAUCUUUAUGCUGCAGCUGGAAAAUGGCAAGAGAAGGGGAAAGUUAGAAAACUAAUGGAUGAAAGAAAAGUAAAAAAAGAAGCUGGGUACAGCUGGAUUGAGGUUAAACGCAAAACUUACUCAUUCCUAGCUGGAGAUCGUUCACAUCCCUUGUCAGAUAGCAUCUAUUUGAAACUAGCUGACUUAAAUGUCCGACUGAAGGAUGCAGGGUAUCAACCUGACACAAACUAUGUACUUCAGGAUAUUGAAGAGGAGCACAAAGAGGCUACUCUUUCUGAACAUAGUGAGAGGUUAGCUAUUGCUUUUGGAUUGAUUGCCACACCGCCUAGCAGUCCGCUUUAUGUUAUGAAGAAUCUUAGAGUUUGUGGUGACUGUCACACUGUAAUAAAGUUAAUAUCGUCCCUUGAAGGAAGAGUAAUUGUGGUCAGAGAUUCAAAUAGAUAUCAUCACUUUAAAGAAGGAUCUUGCUCUUGUGGGGAAUACUGGUGACAUUAAAUUAUGGAAAUAAGAACUUGCUACCAAAAACCUUCAAAAGGAGCCCUCCUAGUUUGUAACUAAGCAUGGCCAUGACGCUUGUGUGUGAAUAGGCCGAUAGAACUAAAAUAUAUGCCUGAAAGAUUCGAUGAAGUUAACUGACCAAGACAGGAAAAUGAAAGUUGAUUACAUGAGCUCCCGCACACCAUUUAACUGUAUACUUGUUGUUAGUGGGUUCUACUGGUUGCUACUUCUCAGAGAUACAAGUUACCAUAUGUAUAAGAAUUGAUGCUGACCAGUUUAAUUGAGAAAAGAAUUUCAUUUUGGAAGGAGCAUAAUUCUUAUUGCUUGCUGAGAAAACAACAGGAAUUGUAUGUAGCUAAGGAUUGGCUUGGCCUUAAAAGUAUAUGAAUUUGGCAGUCAGAAUUUUAUCUUGGUCAAAGGGUAAAGUUGGCAUCAACACACCUACGGCACAAAGAGUUAUCUUUGCACUGAAACAGUUGUGUUGCUCUGCUGUUUGCACGGAACGUUACGUUGUGGGAAUUGAAGACUUGCUCCCGUUCUGAGAGAUUCUCACGAUGCCCAUGCAGUUAGUCCACUUGGCAAACUUGGAUCAAUAUUUUUGUUUACAGAGGAUCGUUUACUUUCAGACUCUGAAUUCUAUUCACGAGAACACUAUAUGAUGGUAAGAAUGACUUUGAUUUUACCAGUUUACGGUUAUCUUCUUGUAAGAAUUGAUUUCAGCUUACAUAUACAUUAUUGGACGGUUGUUUCAAGCUAGUGCUUCAAGAUCAUCAUCACUACUAAAUGUUAGCCAGUCAAUGAUGUCACUGCAUUGACAUCAGUGCUUUUGCAAGUUUAAUCUCCAUGUUAGAACUUAUCAAGCUUUGGAAGAAAGCUUAGUCUUUCUUCCUGUAGUAUAGCAAGAAAACAUAAAAGCCAUCAAAAGUGGUGUUAUAACAUAUGUACACAGUUCAUGACAAUAUAUCAAUGCUAUAUACAUAUAAAUUGUAGGAUGGUAUUAGAGAUAAGUUACAUAGGACGGUGUAAAAUCCAGAGCUUAAGAUUUUUGUGGAACUAAAUCCAAUCGGAACACAGCAUGCAAGAUGCAUUGAUAAAUACAAACAUACACAGGCCGAGGGGAAGAAAUAGAGAGUCUAGAAAGCUAAGCAAGAUUGCCUUCUUCAGGUGCAUUCGACUACACACUUUACUUCGUCACAUUGUGUAGUUUGGGCAACAUUUCGUCAUUUCUAGCAGGGUCAGUAUAGUGAAAGUUGUCACACUCCUGGUUCCAAGUUCCAACUAAACUGGUUGUCAGUAGGAUUUCCAGCCUCAGUUUAGUUUAUUGGAACUCCGAUAUAUUUCUUCUGGUGAACGCUAGUAUCUUGUACGCAAAAGUGUUUCAGAGUUACUUUUUUGGAUUCCAAAAUAAGUACAGUAAUUUGACAUGAAUAAUCCAGUUGACUUGUUUAGUUCCCGCCAAGCAGAACCUCUACGCUAUUGCAGCGUUUUAUAGAUUAGAAGC
Daucus carota subsp. sativus is the source of this 4302-nucleotide messenger RNA. Its product is annotated as pentatricopeptide repeat-containing protein At2g27610. Gene Ontology annotation, cellular component: intracellular membrane-bounded organelle. The record is from RefSeq and is a predicted model, not a curated record. The coding region runs from base 120 to 2792 and encodes 890 amino acids. Gene Ontology annotation, molecular function: RNA binding; protein binding; zinc ion binding. Gene Ontology annotation, biological process: RNA modification. Lineage: Eukaryota; Viridiplantae; Streptophyta; Magnoliopsida; Apiales; Apiaceae. The transcript has 3 exons.